Messenger RNA from Clupea harengus (Atlantic herring), 5594 nucleotides. RefSeq names its product sema domain, immunoglobulin domain (Ig), short basic domain, secreted, (semaphorin) 3Ab (gene sema3ab). Gene Ontology annotation, biological process: negative chemotaxis; positive regulation of cell migration; semaphorin-plexin signaling pathway. Gene Ontology annotation, cellular component: glutamatergic synapse; plasma membrane; axon. Lineage: Eukaryota; Metazoa; Chordata; Actinopteri; Clupeiformes; Clupeidae. Gene Ontology annotation, molecular function: neuropilin binding; chemorepellent activity; semaphorin receptor binding. The record is from RefSeq and is a predicted model, not a curated record.
AUAUAUAUAUAUAUAUAUAUAUAUAUGAGUGUGUGUGUGUCAGUGUUCAUUCUCUGAGUAUGUGGAUGUGCUGCUCGCUCGGUCAGCUCUCUCUGGCCGGCAGGGUUGCAGCGAUGUGAUCGGCGUCUGCCGCGGCUGCUCUGACCCACAUCACCUGUUCCCUUCCCCCAGGGUCUGCCUCCUGAAUCGGACCUGCGCUGGAGCUCCGCUCCUGGACCAGAAGUCCUCACUCACUCACUCUCUAACUGGACCUCUGGCGAAUCUGUGAGUGUGUGUGUGCCAUUGCGAGUGUCUGAAAGAAAAGAAAAAAAAGGACAAAAAAAAGAGAACUCACAUCCAGUCGGAACCAUGGACUACCUCUGUCGGAUUUUACUACUGCUGACCGCAACGGUGCUACUGGGCAGGACAGACGCCCUGCCAGCCAAGAGUAACGUUCCUCGCCUGAAGCUGUCCUAUAAAGACAUGCUGGAGUCCAACUACCUGGUCACCUUGAGUGGACUGACCAACAGCUCAGCCUAUCACACCUUCCUGCUGGACGAGGAGAGGGGCCGUCUGUUUGUGGGAGCCAAAGAUUACAUCUUCUCGUUCGACCUGGUGGACAUCACUAUGAACAAUCAAUCGAUAUCAUGGCCUCCGUCUCCAGCACGAAGAGAUGAGUGCAAGUGGGCUGGCAAGGACGUACAGAAGGAGUGCGCCAACUUCGUUAAGGUGCUGCAUCCGUAUAACAGCACCCACCUGUAUGCCUGUGGCACCGGAGCCUUCCACCCUGUGUGCGCCUACAUAGGGGUGGGCAAACGACCUGAGGACAAAAUCUUUCGGCUGGAGUCUUCACUCAUGGAGAAUGGCCGUGGGAAGAGUCCAUACGACCCGAAACUGCUGACUGCAUCACUGCUGAUUGAUGGCGAGCUCUAUGCAGGAACAUCAGCGGAUUUCAUGGGGCGGGACUUUGCUAUUUUCCGAACUUUGGGAGAACAUCAUCCAAUUAGAACUGAACAACACGACUCAAGAUGGCUGAAUGAUCCCCGGUUCGUCGGCGUCCACCUCAUCUCGGAGAGUGAUAACCCCGAGGAUGACAAGAUCUACCUGUUCUUCCGUGAGAAUGCCAUUGAUGGAGAACACGCCGGCAAAGCCACUCACGCCAGGAUUGGCCAGCUGUGUAAGAAUGACUUCGGAGGCCACAGAAGUUUAGUAAACAAGUGGACAACAUUCCUCAAAGCACGGCUGGUGUGUUCUGUUCCGGGCUUCAACGGCAUCGACACACACUUUGAUGAGCUGCAGGAUGUUUUCCUUAUGAGUUCCAAGGACCCUAAGAACCCAGUCAUCUAUGCUGUUUUCACAACAUCCAGUAACAUCUUCAAAGGCUCAGCUGUGUGUAUGUACAACAUGGCAGAUGUACGUAGAGUGUUCUUGGGCCCCUAUGCCCACAGAGACGGACCCAACUACCAGUGGGUUCCCUUCCUGGGACGCGUGCCCUAUCCUCGACCUGGAACAUGCCCAAGCAAAACCUUUGGAGGGUUCGAUUCCACCAAAGACCUGCCGGAUGAUGUCAUCACAUUUGCCAGAAGCCACCCAGCCAUGUACAACCCUGUCUAUCCAAUCAACAACCGACCAAUCAUCAUCAAGACAGACGUGGACUACCAGUUCACCCAGAUAGUAGUGGACCGAGUGGAGGCAGAGGACGGGCAGUAUGACGUCAUGUUCAUUGGCACAGAUAUUGGCACCGUUCUUAAAGUAGUGUCGAUACCCAGGGGGACCUGGCAUGACCUGGAGGAGGUUCUGCUUGAGGAGAUGACUGUGUUCAGGGAACCAACUGUCAUUACCGCCAUGGAACUCUCUACCAAACAGCAACAGCUGUACCUGGGCUCAACGGCGGGUGUGUCGCAGAUGCCCCUGCACCGAUGCGACGUGUACGGGAAAGCCUGCGCCGAGUGCUGCCUGGCCAGAGACCCCUACUGUGCCUGGGACGGUAGUCAGUGCUCACGCUACUUCCCCACAGCCAAGAGGAGGACUCGUCGUCAGGACAUCAGAAAUGGAGAUCCUCUGACCCAGUGCUCUGACCUACAGCAUGAAGAUGAACUGCAGGGCCGCAGCGUGCUGCUGGAUAAGACCGUGUACGGUGUGGAGAACAGCAGCACCUUCCUGGAGUGCAGCCCCAAGUCCCAACGAGCCCUCACCUACUGGCAGUACCAGAGACAAGGGGAGGACCGCAAGCAGGAGAUAAAAUGGGACGACCGCGUUCUGGCCACUGAGCAGGGCCUCCUGAUCCGCAGCCUGCAGCCACGUGACUCCGGAAUCUUCUACUGCCACGCCGUCGAGCACGGCUUCAUGCAGACGCUAUUGCGCCUCACGCUGCAGGUCAUCGCCGCCGACCACCUGGACGAGCUGCUGCACCGCGACAACGACCCCGCGCUCGUCCCGCAGGGCGACAACCCCGGCGGCAACAGCGGCGCCAACCCCCUGGGCAGCUCGCCCAACCAGAAGGUCUGGUACCGGGACUUCCUGUCUCUGAUCAACCACCCCAACCUGAACAGCGUGGACGACUUCUGCGAGCAGGUGUGGAAGCGGGAGCGCAAGCAGCGCCGGCAGAAGGCGCAAAUGCUGCAGGCCAGCCAGCAGCACGCCAGCAAGUGGAAAAUGCUGCAGGACAACAAGAAGGGCCGCAACCGCAGGACCCACGAGCAGCAGCGGGCGCCUCGGAGCGUCUGAGCUACUGCCUGACUGAAAAUGCAAACAAACAAACAAACAAUCAAAACAUGAGAAUAUUAUUGAUGAUGUUGAUAGUGAUGAAGACAUCUUCCUUUCCCUUUCGCGUCUGACCGAGAAGAAAAAAAUUCAUAAAAAAAGAAAAGAAAGAAGCUCAAACUGGAAGCGAACAUGCAAUAUUCUUCUUGUUGGUGUGUAUGGGGUAAAGUGUAUAGGUGUUUGUGUGUGUGUGUGUGUGUGUGUGUGUGAGAGAGAGAGAGACUUUGAGACUUUGAGUGGGUCUGUAUGCGUGUAUGUUCACUAGCAUGUGUGUGUGUGAAUGAAUGCGUUUGCAUGGGAUGGGAUGUAUUCGUGGUUGUAUCCUGAACGGACAUUUACUUGAGCAUGCUACUCAAGUUUUGCCCAGUUUACACUGAGCACCAGGGAAAGACUUUUUGGACCGAAAAUGUGGACUUGGACUUCCUGUAAAUACCAUAACAAUGAAAAAAAAAAAACGUCUAAAAAAAGGAAAUGUAUGUGAAAAAUUGUUUGCCAUUUAGUCUGUAGUUAUUAUUCCAUCUGUGACAUGCCCAGGUACAAUUACAGUUGAUGUAAACGCAACCACUAUUUAAUGUGUUUAACCCAUGUUGGACUGUAGUAGAGAUAACUCAGCCCUUACCUUACAUGGAGCAGCGAUUCAUCUCUCUAAUACUGUCUGUAACGUCACACAUAAAUACGCAGGAGGGGACAGAGCUGGUGAUACAGUCCCAGACUGAUUUUACUGCAAGCAAAAUGUCAUCUAUUAGGAACUCCAGACUGCGGCCUGGACGGUUAGUUCGCUGUGGCGCUGCAAUGGACGAGCUCCGCCAUGUUUUCCCUCUCGCCCGGGAGGUCUACGAUAAGAGUGCAGCGGUUCAGAAGUUCAUCCGUGCCACGGAGUUGUUUGCCCGGGCCCUUUUCGUGCCCGCUGUCCACACAAACACUGGCGCAGCGCGCUUUUCUCCCAUCCCUGAAAAGAAACCCCUCUCCUGAUCAAAAAAGGAAAAGACCCUGGGCUCGCCUGUUGAAAUAAGCUCCUUACGAGACACAGACGAGAAUUGCUUCCUGGAAAGAAAUAUUUAAUUUUGUUCAUUGUUUGUCUUACUUGUGUCAGAUUCUUUUUUUUUUAUCCUAGAUAUGUUCUCCAGCAUAGGCGAGAGUUUAUUUUAUUUUUUAUUGUUAUUUUUAUUUCUCUCAAACUGAUUAUUAAGGAAUUGCGAGACAUAUUUUUACACGAAAGCUCCCUGUAUUUAAAUAUUUAAACCUUCCCUUGGUGUAAGUUAUUUCUUUGAUUUCCAUAACAUCUCUAAUGACAUGCUAUCCAUAACAAAACCCAGUGUUCAUAUGGUGUGUCCAUAAAUAUACUAACAUCAGUAUCAACAUAGUUUUGGUGUGAGUGUAGUUAUCACAGAUAUUGUAAACAAAUACUGUCUUAUAGCAUGUUUACAAGAACUUCAUUUUAGAUGGUAAAUGGUGAACAUUCGCAAGGAAAUCUGGAUACUUGGUACCUCCAACCCCUCUUAAUGUAAUGGCACCCCCAAAUACUCAAAACUGUAUCUAAUCCAUACAUCUAAUUCAUAGAAUGUGGUGUUGCUUUACCUUGCAUCAAUAUGGAGUGAAAAUACAGUGUCCUUUUUGUACUUGUACUCCUUUUAUGGUGAACAACAGUAUAGUUAGAGUGAACGUUCACCAGCAGAUAAAAAAAACAGCCCAUCCCUCUCUUUUUUUGUAUUAUUUUCUCUGCGUUAUGUUUGUGGGGCACAGCUGAGAAGGAGGUGAGGUCCUGAGUGCACCACUCUGCCCCAGAGGAGCUUACGUAAGAGCCUGUGUCAUUGAGCUCGCUCUUGUGCAGCAGGACCACAGACAAAGAAACAACACAUCUGCCAUGGCUCUGCUAAGGUUGAGGGAGGGGGUCGGAGAGAGGGAGCGUGAUGUUUGUGGUGAUUAAACUGGUGAAGAAGAGGUAUUGUUUAUCUCCUCUGAUAAAUGUGUUUGCAAUUUGGGACGGUUCAUGCAUUCCCCUUACUGAAGUCUUUUUUUUUUUUUUGUCUGUUAUGAAGUUCAUUACAAUAGACAGCUGGAGAUAACAGUGAACAGAGGACAAACACGCACAGGCCUACACAGACUCUCAUACACAGACACAUAUGCAAACACACCCACCAGGACUCAUUUCAAUAAAACACUCUGACACAACCUGCCCUGAAGUAGAACUCUGGAAACUGACUGUUAACGAGACAGAAAAAAAAGAACGAAGAAAAAAAAAAAUGUGUCAGAAAAAUAAAAGAGGAAAAAAAAAAACAAGUCCUGGUCCAUAAUGUAAACCACUGUGCGCAAACUGCAUGUGAACGCCUUGUGUCGGUGCACCAGCUUUCCCUGUAACGUUGCUACCUGUUUCUAUCGUGAGUGUUUCAUUUCUCCGUCAUGUCCGGACGGCCAGUGCUUCUCCAGGCCCUGUCCCAGGUGUAUAUAUUUGUAUUCUUAAGAGUAUGACAAUGGUGCAGGCUCAGCUACUCUCUGCACUGGUAUCUAGAGGUACACUCGCCCACUGUGUUGUGCGUCACCUUUGGUCAGACGAGACAAAUGGAAAGAAUACUUCAUCCCAUUGAAUGACAACUGUUAUAAUGUUACAAUGCAAUGAUAAACGCAACAGCUUAUGGUUUAAAAAUAAAAAUAAAAAAAACAAGAUACUGUGUUCACGGAAUACACUUAAAACUGGCAUGAUCUCUGUCUCUCUGGGAAUAAGAGAAGGAGAGAUUGAUAGAAACCGAUUAAAAGAGAGGAUGAGAUGGAGAGAAAUGGAGGUAAAAACUGCUGCUGUAAAUGAUCGUUUCUGGCAUGUACUCUGUUGUGCAAAUAAACAUUUCUUCUAUAAA